AUGACUCGAGAUCCUACCAAUUCUAAUUUGCAACCAUAUCCAAUUCAACACGACUCCGAGCAGAAGCAGGAUGAUCCAUCUUUGUUCGACGGCACCGUGUACCACAUCUCCCCCUCCCUACCGCCGACCCUCGUGGCCCAACUCGACGCCCUGCUGCUUGCCAAUGGCGCACGACGUGCUGGAAAUUCGGGCUCUCAGGGACAACAAAUACCGUCAACAUCACAACACUCCCAGAUCCAAGCACAACAGCAACAGCCGCCAACCCAAGACCCAACCCUAACAAUCGUCAUUUCCGACUCACUGCGCUUCCCGGGAUGGGAGGACAUCGCACGGCGCCGUGCGCGUGAGGCGGGAAGCGGUGUGCCAGACGAAGUGACAGGCGAGGAGAAAUAUAGCGUGCACGUCGUGUUGCCGGCAUGGGUAGAGCGCGGGGUUGUGUUGGGCAAGAUGCAGCACCCAGCACACUACUCGCCCGACCCUUCCCUACUAUUUUCUUCUCUCACCUGUUCCGCAUCCACCACAUCUCUCUCGCCCUCUGAUAUCAUCACUUUACAAGCAGGUGUCACUUCACUUGGGGGGCAAUGGCGGUCAUCCCUGACCCGCGAGGUGACGCAUCUUUUUGCGCUGAGCAGAGAGGGUAGAGAGUACGAGACCGCGAUGCAUUUUCAGCGGGAGACCGGUGUAAAAGUGUUACUCCCACAUUGGUUUGACGACGUUGUGCGGCUGGGGGUGCGGGUUGAGGAGGGGCCGUAUGAAUGGCCUGAUCCAGAGUUGUUGAGGGAGAGGGAGAAGGAGAAGGGCAUCAACACGAGUCAAGGGCCGACGAAGGAUAAGGAGAAGCCGACAGAUAUCGAUGCGGAACGCGCGCGCUUGAAACGCAGUGUGUUCGUCACCGCCGCCCGUUUCACCCCUGCACUCACCGCGUGUCCCCCGCCGUCUCAGGCCGACCUCGACAACACGCACAAAAAUGGUGUUCAGCCGGUGUCAUCAAGUCCAGGAGGAGACGGUGCGCCUGCGUCGUCCGCCGUGGGUGGUGUGCCAGGAGCUGCAGAAGGCGAUACCUCAAUUGCACACCUCGCACCUCCACCCACCUCGUCCUUCUCUUUACCCGCAGUGGUAACCAUUUCCGCCCCCAAAGUGUGGGAAGAACGCCGUAUCUUGCUCUCGCGCACGUUGCAGCUGUGGGGCCGACGUAGGGAUAGCGUACAGGCUGGCAUUGAACGUGCAGGUGGUAUCGUGGUUAGAUUUGAGGGCGACGAGGAAGAGCAGGAAGAGGUUCCUAUCUCUCCGGAGGAUGCACAAGAAAACAAAUCGAAUGGAUCGACAGUGGGGAAAGACGGCGAGCGUGGAUUUGGCUACGACGAGCGGCUAUCGCGCCAGGAACGGCGUCGUCGUCGGCGUGAGGCAGAGCGCGUGAAGGACUGCGAUGUACUUGUGACCAGAUGGCGCGAAGGAAGGGGUUAUGUUGAGGCCGUCCGGACGCAGAAGCUCGUCGGAACACUUGCAUGGCUGUUCCAUGUGCAGUCGUGCGGUGUGCUCUCGCACCCGCUGAACCAGCUGCUGCAUUAUCCAGUUCCAAAGCGGCGGAUCGAGGGUUUUAGCGCCCAUGUGAUCACAGUAACGAAUUAUACGGGAGAGGCGAGGGAAUACAUCAAGAAGCUGGUCACUGCAAUGGGUGCGACGUUCACGCCAACCACCAAAGCAACGGCCUGGUCGAUCCCGAUCGUAAACCAUACCUGGCUGGAAGACUGCUUCAUUGCAUGGCGCAAUCUCACGCCCGCGAACCCCAAAUACAUCAUCUUCCGCACGGGUGACGACUGGAGCCGUCGACUUGGCGAGCGCGGGGUCGCGGUGGGCGUGCGAAAUGGGAUCAGUGGUGGGUGGGGAGCGGUUGUUAGGGUGGGUGUAGGCGAAGGAGAGACACAGGAUGAGACGCAGGAGGGGCAGGGGGAAGAAAGAGAGUUGGGCAGGAUUGAGCAGGAGGCAGAAGAGCUUGCGGAGGAGGGGGAUGAGCUGGGGGAUAGCGAAACGGAUGAAGCGGAGGCUCGGGCAGAGGCUGUUGCUGCUUCCGCUCCCGCUGUUGGUGCAGCUGGUGUUGAUGCUGGUACCGGUGAUCAUUUCACAGAAGUGCACCCCCCGAACGGGACGGAAGCGAGUAUGAAGGAGGUCAUGGAUGAUCUUGUCGAUGCCGAUGAUGCGAUGGAGAUAGAUGUGGAUGAUCCUGGUCAGGUGGAUGACGAAGAUGCAGAUGGAGUGAAGGUCAGCACGAAGAAAGCUAGGCCUGUAUCUUUGGAACGGGAGAGGGAGAAGGAGAAAGGGAAGAGCUCUCCCGUGAAGCCGACCUUUAGCCCAAGAAAGUCGAAGCAGCCAGCACCGAUCAAGUCCAAAUCUCAGUUCAAAGGAAAGCCUCGAGACUCUGGAUCAGAUGAGAAUGAGGAAGAGGAAGGGUAUCGUAAGGAAACGGUAAUCGAGGUCCCAUCGUCGCCGUUAUCCGAGGAAAGCGACGACCACGAUGAAAGACGAAAAGAGAAGACAAAGUCAUCGGGGAAGACUCCCAGGUCUGCAUCCAACGUUAAGGAGAAAUCGAAGUCAAAACCGGCAAAACCAGCGUCUGAGACCGAAUCCGAGGCAGAUAACGAGAACAAGGAGGAGGAUGUGGUUGCCGAGGAGGCGGAAGAGGAACGACCGCAAUCUCCUGUUCUGAAGAAAUCAAAACCGAAGUCGACACCGAAGUCCGCAGGCAAAGCUAGCACGAACACGGAUACGAAAAAGCGCGCAGAGGACAAGUUAAAGGUGAAGAACAGGAAGACGCGUGUACCCGGUAGCUCUGAUGAGGAGGAUGAGGACGAAGGUGUCGAGGACGAUACAGGCGGAAAUGGAGACGCGAUGGAUGUUGAUAUCGACGCCGAACAUCCCCCGAAAUCAAAAGCGAAGUCCACUACGAAAAUGAAGUCAAAGUCCACGAACAAAGAAUCGCCCACAUCAAAAUUGACACCACAGACGAGCUCGAAAGUCGCCGAGAAUGGAAAGGCCUCGUCAUCAUCCAAAUCCAAGUCGAAGAAAACGGUUCAAGUCAGUUCAGGUACCGAAGACGAAGACGAGGAUGACAACAAAAGCGCUCAGAGUACGGACGUUGAGCUGGAUGUCGAGGAGGCGUCAAAACCAGCGCCGGCGAAGAAGAAGCCGCUUACGCGGCGCGUCACUGUCGAGAUCACCGUUCCGAGCCCUGCGAAAGGUUUGACUGCCGCCGCCGCCAAGGCGACUGGAGGCACCGGUACACCGUCACGGGUUUCUGGUACAACCACAACCACCACGCCCUCCGCCGCCCCUAAGCCCGACACCACCCCCGCUGCAUCAACUGCCGGAGGAGGUCUCCUAACCCGUAUGAUCAAAGUGGACGCGCGUACGCGCGUGAAGCGGCGUAAGCCUGGAGAUGAGGGGAAGAAAAGGAAGCGGAGCGAUGUUUAUGUCGAGACGAGUGAGAGUGAAGAUGAGGUUGUUGAACCCGAGCAGGUGAUCGCCGUCGCGAAGGGAAAGAGCAAGGGUAAAGGUAAAGAGGUGAAAGCUAGAGAUUCGGUGAGGGGCAAGGGCAAGCAGGUGGAGGAAGCAAAGGUGGUCUCCCCCAAAGGGAAAGUGAAGGCGAAAUCACAACAUACGAAGGGGAGGAAGGGGAAGAAGGCCGUCAGCGACGACGACGACGCGGAAGCGAAGGUUGUGGAAUCUGAGGAAGAAGUCGAUACGGAGGAGGAGGAAAACGAGGAGAUCGUCGUCUCAAGCCGCAAGAUCGAAUCUACUUCCAAAACCUCAUCCUCCAAGUCCAAAGUUAAACCGACACCGAAAGCAGUCGCAAAGAUAAAAGCUAAAGACAAGAAAGCUGCAAAAGUUUCCGCGUCGUCCGCCUCGGAGGAAGAAGAAAAGGAAGAGGAAGCUGAAGAGGAAGAGGAUCUCCCACCGCCUAAAAAACGUCCUGGUGCCACUUCGAAAUCCAAAAAACACGCACCACCCCCCUCCCCAUCCCAACCUCCAGAACGCGACCAUGCCCAGCUCUCCUCGCCGAGCAAGCGUAAGAAGCCUUUGCGCGUGUACUCAUCUCCCGACGAGGAAGAUGAGGAAGAAGACGAGGAAGAUUCCGAUGAUGGGCUGCCUUUGAACCCCUUUACGUUGUCCAAGGCUGAGCAACGCGCGAAGGAUGCGAAAGAAAGGGAGGCAAAGGAGCGGAAGGCCGCGGAGGAGGAAGCUGAGAGACAGAGGAAGAAGAAGGCCAACAGUCUCGCGAAGGUUAAAGGGAAGGUAGAAAAGACCUAUGGCAAGGGGAAGACAGCGAAGAAAGUUGCUGCUGCUGCGUCAGAGACUGAGUCCGAAGAAGAAGAGGAGGAGGAGGAUAAAGAUGAAGACGACGUACCGCCUCGCAAAGGCACCAAAGCGAAAGCAAAGUCCAAGGCUGUCGAUCAUUCCCCGAGCACAUUGAAACGCGGCAAAAGGAGAGGGAAGGAUUAUGUGGACGCCCAUGGGGGUGAUCAAACAUCUGUUGCCUUCGGUGUGAAGCGGAAGGGGAAGAAAACCGCUGCUCCAUCAUCCGACGAGGAAGAGGAAGAAGAGGAAGAGAGACCUGCGCGGAAAGCGUCCAAAGCCAAACCUGGUACCACUAAAGCAACCUCAAAACCCAAACCCAGCGCGAAGGCCAAAUCAGCGAAAUCAACACUGCCCACAGAGUCGGAGAACGAGUCGGAGGAAGAAGAUGAAGUCAGUUUGUUGGUCAGCCCAAGCCGUGCUGCGCGCGCCCUGACGCGCACGGAAAGCCUACGCGCUGUUGCGGGCCAGCAGGCGACGUCGUCGAGCGCGGUUGCUACACCUAUAAGGGUGAAUGGUGUAGCUGAGACAUCGAUAUCGGCCGCGGACAAGGGGCGGAAAGGUGGGAAAGCGACAAACGCGACGGCCGCCACGAGCUCAAAGGCUAAGGCAAAACAAUCCAAUGACGCACCUAUGGACGUCGACGACUCUGUUUCCGUUUCAAUCUCGAAUGCUGGGCCGUCAGCAGUGUCCGCGCCUCCUCGCAGGAGUGCAGCUGCAAAAGCAUCACAGCGCCUGCAUGAAACGAUCAUGCCAGAUUUGGUGCACUACGAGUCGCAGGUGAAGAAGGCACGGCGCGCGUCCAGCCAUGCAGCGAGCAGUACCGCGUUUGCUCUCGCUGAUGAGGGUGAAGAUGUACGCGUGCCUGGACCGAGUGAAAAACGCAAGAAGACCGCAGGUGAUGGCGAGGACGACCAAAGCACAGCAGACCAAGCAGAUGGGAAGGCGGUAAAGAAGAGGAGGGUAGGCGAGAAGGCGAAGGCGAAGGCGCAGGAUGACGACAUGGACGUCGAUCAGUCAUUACCGGGCCAGGGCAUCGUGAUCAUGACGACGCAGGUAACACUCGCAGAUGACGUGGUUAAGACUCUUGUGAAGCUGGGAGUCAAGAUCACGGUACGUGCAUCUGAAUGCACGCACUUGCUCGCCCCACAUGUGGUCCGUACGGAAAAGUUCCUGUGUGCUGUGGCGUCGCGCGCCCCAUGGGUGCUACAGGACAGGUGGGCCAUUGAAAGCGCAAACGCAAGGAAGAUCUUACCUGAAAAGGGUUUCAUUCUCAAGGAUAAAUCCGGCGAGAAUAAAUACGGCGUCAACCUCGUACAGGCCCUUGAACGUGCCAAAGAAAAUAUAAAGGAUGGAGGUCUGUUGAAGGGCCACAUCUUCUAUCUAACACCUCGCGUCCCCGUGGAUGCAAAGCUACUCAAGAACGUCGUCGUAGCGUCGGGCGGUCAGGUAUCGACGCAGACUCCCACACUGCGUGUCAUUAGCACUGCCCCAUCGCUGCGCCACGUUAUCUCCUGCAGCGACGAUAUUGCUAUCUGGAGGCCGCUCACGUCGUCGAAGGCGGUGAGGAUAUAUACCCAGGAAUUGCUGCUCAACGGUGUUCUCAAGCAAGAGAUGGAAUGGGAGAAGGACGAUUAUUUCGUGCCGGGGAGUUUCUAG
Messenger RNA from Psilocybe cubensis, 6009 nucleotides. RefSeq lists its product as uncharacterized. The record is from RefSeq and is a predicted model, not a curated record. The transcript has 9 exons. Gene Ontology annotation, biological process: double-strand break repair; DNA double-strand break attachment to nuclear envelope. The coding region runs from base 1 to 6009 and encodes 2002 amino acids. NCBI's taxonomy places the organism in Eukaryota, Fungi, Basidiomycota, Agaricomycetes, Agaricales, Agrocybaceae. Gene Ontology annotation, cellular component: nucleus; Cul8-RING ubiquitin ligase complex.